This is a messenger RNA of Choloepus didactylus (southern two-toed sloth), 2397 nucleotides long. Its product is annotated as interferon-induced very large GTPase 1-like. Gene Ontology annotation, molecular function: GTP binding. NCBI's taxonomy places the organism in Eukaryota, Metazoa, Chordata, Mammalia, Pilosa, Megalonychidae. The record is from RefSeq and is a predicted model, not a curated record.
AUGACAAUUUCUUCCACCACCAUUGUAGGGAAGGACAAGGAAAUCUAUCAGCUGAGAGAAAAAGGAAACAGGACCAUUGAACAAUACAAGAAUGACAUUGGAAAGGAAAAGCAAAAAAUACACUGUGAACAGUAUCACAAAGUCAUUGUCCUCAAUGACUUGGUGAAGUCUCUGCUUGAAAGUCUUCAGUCACACCCAGAGACCCACACAGAGCUCUACUUUCUGCAGGGACUGAGUAUGUUAAUGGACCAACAGACCACAAGAGAAUUAGAAAAUCUCUAUCAGAGGCAUAGUUCCCUUUUGACUCAGGUAAAAGCAGAGAAGCAGAAGCAGUCAAGGAGAGACUCCCUCAAGCCCUGGGAGGCUGAGCUAGAAGCUGUUUCCAAGGAGAUCAGUGACUCCACUCUGGGAAUUGAGCAUCUCCUGAGAGAAGCUGGCCAAAUCUACGAAGCUCUGGAAGAAGCUUCCUCCCAAACAAAUAUGCUAUUUCUCUCCCUACCCCAAAUGGCUGCUGACCUGAUGAUAUCUGGAGUUCCUAUAGAGCUGAUAGAUGGGGAUGCUUCUUAUGUGCCCCUGAAGUGGGUGGCUGCUGUUUUUGACAAGGUCUCUGAGAAACUUGGAAACAAACGGAUGUUUGUUCUCUCUGUCCUUAGCCUGCAGAACUCAGGAAAGUCCACUCUACUGAAUGCAAUGUUUGGGCUACAAUUCAGUCUCAGUGCUGGGAGAUGUACAUGGGGGGCCUAUAUGCAGCUCAUGAAGGUGGAAGAGAUGCUCAGAGAAGAGGUGGACUUUGAUUUUGUGCUGGUUGCAGACACAGAAGGACUUCAGGCCUCACAGCUCAUCAACAAAUCACAGAAUGAGGAAAAUGAGCUGGCAACCUUUGUCAUUGGACUUGGAAACUUAACUCUAAUCAAUAUUUGUGGGAAGGAUCUGUCAGAAAUACAAGAUAUUCUGCAAAUAUCUGUACAUGCCUUUCUUAGAAUGAAACAACUGAAUAUCUCCCCAAGAUGCCUAUUUGUUCAUCAGAAUGUGGAAGAAAUUAUAGAUACAAAUCAAAGUAUGGAAAAGCAAAGGUGGCUACAAAAGAGAUUGGAUGAAAUGGCAGUUGCUGCAGCCAAACAUGAACAGUGCUCAGAUAUAUCCCACUUCAGUGACGUCAUUAAGUUUGAUACCAAGACCCACGUUUAUUACUUUGCUCACCUCUAGGAAGGUUAUCCCCCAAUGACUCCACCCAAUCCCUGCUAUAGCCACAAUGUCCAGGGGCUGAGAAGUAGGAUUCUUAAGGAUGCCAAAAAAGAAUCCAGGGGAAAUAUUUUGAAGAUAUCAGAGCUUAAAGCCCGGAAAUGGGAUUUGUGGAAGGCCUUAGUAAACGAGAACUUCAUUUUCAGUUUCAGAAACACUCAAGAGGUCAUGGCUAUGAAUAAAUUGGAGACCAUGUACAACAGCUGGACCUGGGAACUGAGAAGCCAUGUACUGGACUCCCAGAGAGAGCUGAACAACGAGGCUCAGAAUGCAGAAGUUGAGGAGCUCAAGAGAAGCUCAGUUGAGAAUCAAGUUACAAAAAAAUAUGAAGCCAUGAAGCAAGAACUUGAGAGGUGUUUUCAAGAGACAGAAAUACUGGCCCAGUGGAAAGAAAGAUUUAAAGAUGAUUUGAAGAAUCUUAAAGAGGACCUUUUAGUAGAAACCAUGAGAAAAUACAAGGAUCUAAUUAGUGGAAAGAAAAUACAAGACCUUUUGAAGGAGAAAAAAAUAAAAUUUGAACAUAAGUUAUUAGAAAAAAUAAGGGAGGUGUCUGGAUCCCCCACUGAGAAAGAAUUACAUAAGGAGCUGAGGGAGAUGUUCAACAAGAUCUGGUCAGAGCAUGUCUCCAUUCUUUUGCCCCCCAAACUCCCAUCUGUUGAGGAUCCUGAUAUUGAUAUUGAGUUAAAGAAUAUUCUCCUGGAGCAUUUUAAACAGCAGCCCAAUAUUGUGACAAAGUUAGGUAUUGUGAUAGAUAGGAAGCAAACAUUUUCUAUCAAUUCCUCUAAAUAUGCCAUCACCUCUCAAAAGUUCCAAGUAUUUGAACCUUCUGUGGAAGAGUUCAAAAAAGAGAUUAUAAAUAAGACAGCUCAAAUUAUGAAAAGGGUUAAAGAAAUCAUCCACAAAAGAGAACAACAGAAUGAAGGUUACAGUUCUAGUUACUUCCGUGAAAUCCUGUGUGUGAUUCAUACAGAGACUGAGGCUGAAUCUCAAAGAGUCAGAUUCACCCUAAUAAAUAGAUGUAAAUUAGAACUCGCCCUAGAGCUAUUCCAAGAGGCAGCAAACAGUUUUCAAAAGGUGUGUGUGGCAUUCAAGAGAGCAAAUAACCCUGUCCUCUACCUAGAGAGUAAAAGAGAGGAAUUUUUUUACCGAUUUUAA